Messenger RNA from Papaver somniferum (opium poppy), 426 nucleotides. RefSeq lists its product as uncharacterized. The coding region runs from base 1 to 426 and encodes 141 amino acids. Lineage: Eukaryota; Viridiplantae; Streptophyta; Magnoliopsida; Ranunculales; Papaveraceae. The record is from RefSeq and is a predicted model, not a curated record. The transcript has 2 exons.
AUGUUGGAAGAGGAAGUCAUUGACAAUCUAGAGUCUGUCCCUCUACCAUACAACUGGCAUGAUCCCGAAGUUGAAAUCCCACACGAAAAGUUACCAGUGAGUGACUUUGUUUAUGACUUUGGUAAUCAUUCAUUUGGAUACGAUACACAAGGUUAUGAGAAUGUGAAUCCCGUAUAUGAUUCUUGUUACACAUUCAAUUAUUCUGACCAUAGUAUCCCACAUAUGAACGAAGGAUAUAAUUCUAAUAUUGAUAACAAUAAUGAAGUAGGUAACAACAAUGAUGAAAAUGAAGGAGAUUAUGAAGACGAUAAUGAAGACGAUUAUGAUGAUGAUACUUAUGCUAACGAAGACAGCCAGUACACCCACGAUGAUGACUAUGAAUCCUAUGAUGAGUCGUUAAUCAUAUUGGUACGUGUAACUUUUUAA